Molecule: messenger RNA, 4074 nt
Organism: Candidozyma pseudohaemuli
Lineage: Eukaryota; Fungi; Ascomycota; Pichiomycetes; Serinales; Metschnikowiaceae
Gene: HSL1
Product: protein kinase
Exons: 2
Coding region: 1-4074 (1357 amino acids)
Biological process (GO): intracellular signal transduction; microtubule cytoskeleton organization; protein phosphorylation
Cellular component (GO): cytoplasm
Molecular function (GO): ATP binding; protein serine/threonine kinase activity; tau-protein kinase activity
Source: RefSeq, a predicted model, not a curated record
AUGGCCUCCAUCGUCCACAAAUCCAUGGAGUUCUCGUCCCACGCGUCGACGGCCAACGUCGACAAGGUGGUUGAGUCCGUGACAAACGCUACCAAGCGCUUGUCCCAGAUCUCCACCACGACGAACAACUCCAGCAAGAAAAAGAAAACGCAGAACCGUAUUGGGCCCUGGAAGCUCGGUCGGACUCUCGGCAGGGGAUCCACUGGUCGGGUCCGUCUUGCCAAAAACGUCGACACCGGCCGCCUAGCUGCCGUCAAGAUCGUGCCCAAGCUGAACUUCAAAAAGCUUGAAAACCCCAAGUACAAGAACCUGGACGCCACAAAGCUCCCGUAUGGCAUUGAACGUGAAAUCAUCAUCAUGAAGCUCAUCUCACACCCAAACAUCAUGGGAUUAUACGAUGUCUGGGAAAACAAAUCAGACUUAUACCUCAUUCUCGAGUACAUCGAAGGCGGCGAACUUUUCGACUACUUGAUCAAACGUGGCCGCUUGCUGGAAUACGAGGCCAUCAACUACUUCAAGCAGAUCAUCCACGGCAUAGGCUACUUGCAUCAGUUCAACAUUUGUCACCGUGACUUGAAGCCAGAGAACUUGCUCCUUGACUUCAACAAAAACAUCAAAAUUGCAGACUUCGGCAUGGCUGCGCUUCAGGUCAACGAAAAGCUUUUAGAGACAUCUUGUGGUUCUCCUCACUAUGCAUCGCCUGAAAUCGUCGCAGGUAAGAACUAUCAUGGUGCCCCUUCAGACAUUUGGUCCUGUGGUAUCAUUCUUUUCGCCUUGUUGACAGGACACUUACCAUUCGACGACGAGAACAUUAGAAAACUUCUCAUGAAGGUCCAGAAUGGUAAGUUCAUCAUGCCAAGUGCUCUUUCCUGGGAGGCGAAGGACCUCAUUUCUAGAAUGUUACGCGUCAAUCCAAACGAGAGAAUCCUGAUUGGCUCCAUCUUGAAACACCCACUCUUGACAAAAUACCCUGAUCCUCAGUCGAUCAGCUGCAAAUCAGACAAUGACUUGAUUCUUCAUUCGAAUAUAAGGCCAAUUCAGCUGAGGGAGAAGAUCGACAAUGAGAUCUUGCGGAACUUGAGUAUUUUGUUCCAUAACUGCAACGAGGAGUACAUCGUCAAGUGCUUGUUGGCUCAGGAACGUUCACCGGAAAAGAUGUUCUAUUACCUCUUGAUGAAGUACAGAAACGAGCACUUGCUGAACUCCCCCUCGAACUACGCAGCAGACGAUGACGAAGAUGCUAACCAUGCUGACGAACCUCCUCGUUCUGCGUCGACCAUGAAAGCUACGAUAACUGAUGGUGACUCCAGCUCAAAGACAACAGUGACUCCGCACGCGAAUCAAUUGAAUCAAAUUGCUGCAUUGGAGGAGGACAAGGAAAAUGCAUUUGUUGAUGAGGUCUCAACUAUAUCAAAGAGUAAUCCUCGGGGUGUCACGAGAAAUGGAACCAUCGAUCAGUUCCAGAGGAUUUGUCAGGAGGUGUUUGGUUCAGAUGUUGAUCACAAAUCUGUUUACGACAUGACUCUUACGCUGGAUAAGAGGAACCUUACUAAGGAUACAAUUCACAAGCUUGAAGUUUUGAAUAAUCGUAUGAGCAAGGCUUCCUUGGUGCUUCCAAAACUUCCAAAAACUCCCGAGUCAUCAUCACGCAAUAUAAAGACGCUAACUGAGCCUCAACAUGAAAAUGAUCUGCGCCAGAAAAAGCUUCUUGGAAUUAGGCAAAGAGAGAAGGACCUCGCCGCAUCAGUUCAAAGAAAGAAUGACGAACGUGAACUCCGAUACAAGAGGAAUGAGGAACACCUUGCUCAGGCAGAAGCUGAACGUAAGAAGCAGUCUCAGCUUUUACAAGCAAAGCUGAUCGAGGCCUCCAGAAUCAUCAACAGGAAUGCAUCUCAGAGGAUUUCUUCAGAGCCUUUUCACCCGACUUCAUUGGAUCCAAAAUCUUCCUUACUCCGGUCCAAAACACUUGCAUCCAGAACGCCUUCACUCUCAGCUAACCCUAGAAGGGAUAAGAAUGCCUUUGUGUUACAGAGAUUGGGCAUUGAAGUUAAGCAACCUCAAGCACCUAGUCGCCAGACCUCCUUCAUGAAGACCUCCACCUCAAAGGAUUUAGCAUCUGUCCUCAAGGAAGAAGGCGAACCCAACACCGAAAACGCAGCUGACUACUCCAUUGACCUCAACAAAACCCUUCCAAGCAUCAAGUCGCAGAAAUCACAGAAAACAUUGAGUGGUGAGGAUGAGUCGAAGUCGGUUCAUUCUAAGAAAUCCUCGAGGGACAGCCAAUCUACACUUCGGAAAUCUAUGGAACAGCCUGAACAGACCAGAAGAGAGAGCUUCAAACCUUUGCUGGAGACCAUUGCUUCCGGGUCUGGUGACACCAACGAGGCAGCAGGCCGUGACUCCGAUCUCACCCGUAUGAGCGUCCGCACACAUCCUGACUUGAUUCCAAAUCCAAGAUUCUCUAAGUUCUCGUUCAAUGAUUUCCUUAAGCCCAAGAUUGAUCAAGCCGAUGCUACCAUUCUCGAGGAAACUCGAAGCUCGGGAACUGUGAAGCGUUCAUCUAGACAAACCCUUAACACGAAGCAAGGUAAUGGCCUCAUCAAGAAGUCGCCAACACAGGACUUACAAGGUUUGGGAAUCAUUAUGGAUAAGAGUAAUGAGCAUUCGAGAAACGCGUCUAAGACCUCUGGAGAACACAACUUUGUUUCGAUCAAUGCUUCUGAUGACGAUUAUAGUGCAAACUGUACUACACUCCAAAAAGAAGCCAUUAGUAUAACUGAGGAUUCAGAGUUUAGUGGAGGAGAGGAGUACAACUUAUCGCAUCAUAUUGUCGAUAUGAACAGAACUGAAGAGGAACAGAGAAGAUUGCUGCUUAAGGCCUCUCAGAGAAGUGCAUCACAAGUUAUCGAGGAUGAUAUCCAAGUCAACACAGCACACAAGAGUUCCAAGGAGACUUUGGUGGGCGUUAAUGAGGAAAGAAGCUGGUCUCAUAAAUCUCAUAACACCUUGCUUCCAGAGGAGCUCUCUUCGCAUGGUAGAAGCAAGAGCUUCUCGGCCAAGUCAAACACCUCAAAUCACUCUGAGUUCAGAGAUGAGGAAGUUCGUGCAAAUGUCUUGGACACUUCGUCUCUUGUUGAGAACACAAAUGCUUCUUAUGAAGCGGAGAACCCAGCUGAGAGAGACGAUCAAAGUUACGGUGGCGAGGAGGAGCAAAUUGAUGUCGCUACGAGACAUGAAGUCGACGAUGACGGUGAGAUUCCACAGAGAUCACCAAACCGCCCUCGCCGCCAAACGAAUGGCUCACUUCGCCGGUCAGCAGCAUCGACUCAAAUAUUCAGCACUAUGCACAUGAAGGAAGCAGCCACGCAGGGUACACCGCCAAUGGAUACUGAACCCGUUGCUCAAGUUCCACAACAAGAGGCCACAACGCCAGUGUUUGGCCAGUUGCCGCUUGGAGUGUCGCUGAAGCCUGCGAGAAGUCUGAAGAAGUGGAGUAUCAAACCAAGGAGGAAGGCUCCAAAUGCGCCUGGUGAUGACAUAAAAGAGGAAUCAAAAACUAGAGGUCACAACCGAUUCUCGGGUAUUUCCCUUGUGUCCAACGCUAAAAGGUUCGUUGCACCCAGGUCAGAUGAAUCGCCUAAAUCACCUUCCGGCGCUGGCUGGUUCAAGCGCUUCUUCAUGUCAUUAUCUAAGGGCAACAGCAAAGAUGAACAUGUCGAGGAGGAGCAGAAGGCAAACAAGAAUGUUCACAUUAUCGACACCUUUUUGGAUUCCGGUGAUCUCAUGCGUAUCAUAAAGAACCAGUUGAAGAUCAAGGAAGUGGAAGGAUCCGUGACAAAUGUCGAAAUUGACGACGAAUUCGCAUUGAUCAGCGGUGUUGUACCAUCCCGAUUCGCUAGGGGAAGAAAAUUGGUUUUCAAGAUCGAAGUGAUCGAUUUGGUGAACUCCUCAUCCUUGCAUCUUCUUAAGGUGAAGGGUUCCAAGACGGGCUUCAAAAACCUCGUCGAUGUUGUGGACUUUGUCAUCAAGAAGGAGGAGGAAACAACCCCCAAAACCAAACAAUCCACUCAUUAA